AUGCAUCCAAGCAUCCCAACCUUGAACCCAUGGAUGGACCAGACCCUCCCCCGCAGCCGCUUCUCAACCUCCACAUUGUCUUUGAACGCCUCCUGCAUUUCGCCAGCUUCACAGAUCCACCACACCACCCAUCAUCCAUGGAUUGGCGUCCCCAAUCAUCCUUUCCGCUACCAGUCAUGGUUCCCAAUUGUCCAAGAGCCAAGCCUAGAGCUACAGGCUAUCGCAUUGCCUGUCAGACCUGGGGGAUGCAUGCUUGUUUCUGGCGGCCGUCUCCGGCUGACUUGA
Molecule: messenger RNA, 285 nt
Organism: Pochonia chlamydosporia 170
Lineage: Eukaryota; Fungi; Ascomycota; Sordariomycetes; Hypocreales; Clavicipitaceae
Exons: 1
Coding region: 1-285 (94 amino acids)
Source: RefSeq, a predicted model, not a curated record